AUGCUGGAGGACCUCCUGACGAUUCGGGCCGAUCGUGAUAACUACUACUACGGAUGCAAUGCGUUGUUCGAGCGGCAUCCGGAAGUCAUUCAUCGUUUAUGUGUCGAUGCUCCAACCUUGUUGCCGACCUUGUUAGAUGGCAUGGUUUGGCGCUCCCGCAUUUCGACUGGAG
Symbiodinium necroappetens is the source of this 172-nucleotide messenger RNA. The record is from the annotation of a GenBank genome assembly. Lineage: Eukaryota; Dinophyceae; Suessiales; Symbiodiniaceae.